AUGGUGAAAACUUUGAGUUCCUUUAAUCAUUUCGACAACAUCAUUUUCUAUGGCACGCCCAACAGAGUCUAUGAUGCGCCACUGAAUGUCAGCACACUGUUGACCAAUAUCGGUUUGGAGGUACACAAAACCCUUGGCGAUAUUGUUGCAGAAUUUAUGUUUACCAAUGAGAAUUCAAGGUCGGUAAUGAUUUUCGCCAUUGCACCCUGGAAUUAUGUAAAUAGUUCCGAGAAUAUACCGAAUUUGGGAAAAAUCUUAACGAAUCGCAAUUUGGCGGUGAUAUUGAUAAACGAUAUUUUCAAUACGGAAUUAAAGGAAUUUGUUUCCACCUCAUUGGGAGCUAGUAUGGAGACAAAGCUGAUAUUUCUCUUAAUUGGCCAUGAACUGACAGAGGUGUUGCCCUUUAUACGCCAGGAAAAAUUGCUGCGAUUCUUUCGUUGGUGUUGGUCCAAAAAUAUACUCAAUGCCAUACUGAUGUAUCAAGAAAAGCAUGUGGUGGCCAGUGUAGAUGAUUUGAAAAUGGAGAUUUACUCCUAUUCACCAUUUCCCAGGCCCGUAAAAUUGAUCAAACUAACAAAUGUCCAUCCGUUUUUCUUCUUUUUUGAUCGCACCUUGGAUGUGAGGGGAUAUGAGUUUAAGACACCGGUGUUCAACGAUAAGCCAAGUGUUUUCAAGGCCAAACGCCUGGAUGACGAUGAUGAUGAUGACAACGACGAAGAAGUCUCUGGCAUUGCCGGCCAUUUAUAUUUGGAAUUUGUGAAGAGCAUCAAUGGUAAAUUUGUUGAAUUGGAAACUCCCGAAAGCCAUCCAAUGAUGUUGGACUAUGAAUACGAAUUACUUGUGGCCCGUAAUAUUGACAUUGCCAUUCAUCCGUUUUCCAAUCUCUUGCCGCAUGGUUAUUACGGCAGCUAUCCCAUUACCAAUACCAAUAGCUGUGUUCUGGUACCGGUUAUACCCGAAAUUUUCGUUGGCCAUUACAUUCCACGAAUUAUGAAUUUGAAUAUGUGGUUACAGGUUUUGGUGUUAUUCACAGGCUUCCAGGUGGCAUAUUUUCUAAUAGACAAGUUUAAUGGCGGCAAAUGGUAUCCCUGGAAAUCCAUAUCUCUUACCCUUAAAGGCAUGUUGAAUAUGUCGCUGGGUGAAAUCAAUGUUUCGGAGACCUUUGGUAUAUUCUCUAGGAGCCGUAUUCUUUUGAUACACAUGCUGGUUCUACUUUCGGGUAUGCUUUACAGCCUAAGUUUUAUUGCGGGACUCACCUCGGCCCUAAGUGCCACAAUAUUUGGCAAAAAACUGGAAACAUUAGAGGAUCUACGCAGGGCUAAUAUUUCCAUUAUGAUGUUGGAUUACAUGUAUUUUAUGUAUAACUACAUGGACAUUAUACCCAGCAGUUUCGAAAGUAAUGUGCUAAUAGCCGAUGUGGAGACAGUAUCGCAUCACUUGAAUUCCCUGAAUACCUCCUUUGCCUAUGCGGUCUACAACGAAGAAUGGCAGGUGCUGCAAUCGCUGCAAAAGAAGCUGUGGAAACCGAAAUUUAGAAUUGCCUCCAAAUUGUGUAUUGCCAAUGUAUAUCUCUCAUUUCCCAUACAAUUUAAUUCGGCAUUUUAUCAUCCCCUCAAGAAUUUCAUCUUGAGAAUACGCGAAACAGGACUGGAAUUGAAAUGGACAAGUGAUAUAUUAAAAGAUAUACGAGAAACUACAAGUGGUGUAAAUCUAAUGAAUCACCAAGAAGAACAUCCAGUGCCCUUGACCAUUGAUCAUUUGCGAGUUAUUUGGACAGUGUCGCAACAGCACGGUAGCAGUGACAUACAUAAUCAUUUGAAUUAA
Molecule: messenger RNA, 1824 nt
Organism: Musca domestica (house fly)
Lineage: Eukaryota; Metazoa; Arthropoda; Insecta; Diptera; Muscidae
Exons: 3
Coding region: 1-1824 (607 amino acids)
Source: RefSeq, a predicted model, not a curated record